AUCCCGAGGGUGAAGCCACGUCGAUAGCUAACGUUUAUUGUGCUGUACACUAUUAAAACCAUGCUGAUAAAUGUUGUUAAAAUAACAACACAAAACCUCUACCAUCACAGCUGUCUGCCAUAAGUUGCUAUGUCCUACAUGAACGUAGCCACAGAAGCCAACAGCUAGCUAGAUAUCAGCUGCAAGGAUUCCCACAUAAAUGCUAGGCAGCGAGACAGCACACAUUUCUCUAAUCGUCAUCUAUUUGUAAAGGACACCCGGGGUCCAAAAAGCUUGCAGAGACCCCACGUGCCAGGACUGAGCAGUGAGCACCACCCGCUGAAAUGCAGCAUGGAGCGGAUGUGCAGCUAGUUUGUGGCACCCAGCAGACAAAACGCUCACAAGCCGGCUGAUCGUAUGAUGUUACUUUUAAGAUCCCGCAGGGCAUAUGACAGUGAAUUGCAGCUGAGCAACCCAAGCACCCCGGCAGGAAAUCUGUGACUGGCACAUCUCUGCAACCGACAUUCGCUUCUGCCGCCAAAGCCUUGGGAGUCUCUUAAAUGGAAGAGAAAUAUCUGGGCUCUCCUUCCAUGGAUUUGACGGCGCCGCCUUUGCGACACUCGAGGAGCUCAAAAGAUGAGCAGCAUUUGAACGGAGAGGCUAAUUCAAAAGAGGAGGGUGCAGACGAGUGGGAGCAGACGAUAUGGCCAACGCGAGCCCUGCACUGCACCGCCGCCGCCACGCUCUCCUUCGCUACGGUGCAGUGGGAGAUUCCUGACGCCGCCGCAGAGAGGCGGUCUUUGACAACUGACAGCAAUGUGACCGGCGUGCUGGACUCUCUGACUUCUUGUUCAUCAUUACACAAACCUUAUGGUGACGAGGAGGAGGAGGAAGUGGAGCGCACAGAGAAACAAAACGGCUUUGACUCAUCAGUGAACUCAGAGUGUACGGGCAAUUAUAUCAAGCCAUGUGAUGCUGCAGCUGGACGUGAGCCGAUGACACAACAAAGGGAACAUUCAACACAUCAGUGCCGACAGAUCAGCUACAACGCCGUCACACUGAGGUCUGAUUCAGAGGAGGAGGGAGAAGACUGCGUCACAUCCAAUGCGGUUGCACCAGUGGAUUUAUGCCCAGAAGAACCACGGGAGGAGACGGAUGUUCUCCUGACUGGAUGCGCCGACUCAGGAGGAGACGACCAAACUUCAUUUCAAGGCGGCAAGAUGGCGGAAGGGAGCAAAAAAAGUCCUGAUGAAUGCCUCAUCGACACUGUUAAUGCGGAGGUGCCAACACCGCCGCAAACAACUAAUGAUAAUGGACCAAUUUUUGAACUUACAAAGGUACGUCUUGCAGAAGCCACAAGUCAAGAAGCUUCACUCCCUGAAGAUGAUAAUACAGAGAUGUUUGAAACAUCUGUAAAGGUACAGCCACAACCACAUAAGCCCACAAAGGGCAUCAGACUGCCAGAGCAGGCCCAAACAAACCAUACUGCACACUGUGAAGGCUCAGUCCACGUCCGACAGCUGCAACGUACUGAUGGAUUACCUGAUGAAAAGCUUUCAAUCCAGCCUGUGGACUUGACCGAGUUGUGUUGUGAUGAUGAGCAACAGGAGAAGGACAAAACAUCCCAGCAUGCAACCUCCUUGAUUCAGCACGUGACUCCUACUCGGGCCAAGACGCCACACGAGACUCAGGAGGUCACGGGCACCCUGAAUGGAUCCGUACCAGUACUCAUGGCAAAUGGAGGGACAAGCGGAACGUCAGAGGAUGCACCACCUCACAUGAAUGGUGACGACGUUGACAGGGAGAUGGCGUGUCACCUCGCUGAACGUCUCUUUAAGCUGGAUGGGGUCCAACGUGUAGAUGUGGUGAAGCACCUCGACAAAGAUAAUGCGUUCAGUCAUGCCGUUGGAGAGGAGUACCUCAGGUUCUUUGAUUUCACCGGGCAAACUCUGGACCAAGCCCUGAGAUCUUUCUUAAAAGUGGUGAUCCUGCUGGGAGAGACUCAGGAGAGGGAGCGGGUACUGCAGCAUUUCACCAGCCGCUUCCAUCAGUGCAACCCAGAUUCCUUCUCCUCGCCAGAGGCCGUGUUGGCUCUUGCUUGUGCUCUCAUGCUCCUCAACACAGACUUGCACGGACAGAAUGUUGGGAAAGCCAUGUCCACUUCCAAGUUUGUGUCCAACCUGGAUGGAAUGAACGAUGGAGAAAACUUCAGCAAAGAGCUGCUGAAAUGUCUGUACAACUCCAUCAAGAGCGAGCCGUUGCAGUGGGCAGUUGACGAGGAGGAGCUGGCCUCGGUACUGACGGAGGAGGACGUGCCCUUGCGGUCCAAGAGCAACCCCUUCCAGGACGUUCCCCACGACAAGGCGGCGCCGGUUGUCAAACAGGGUUUCCUUCAGAGGAAACUCCAUGCUGACAUUGACGGGAAGCGCACUCCUUGGGGGAAGAGACGCUGGAAGACCUUCUACGGCGUGUUGAAAGGAAUGGUCCUUUUCUUACAGAAGGAUCACAGUAGGAAGGAGCCGCAAGCUAACGAGGAGGUGGUGAGUGUUCAUCACUCGCUGGCCGAGGCCGCCGUCGAUUACACCAAGAAGCCGUACGUGUUCCGUUUGCAGACGGCCGACUGGAGAGUUUUCCUUUUUCAAGCUUCAUCCAAAAUGGAAAUGAUCUCAUGGAUCAACCGCAUUAACUUGGUGUCAGCUCUCCACUCCUCCCCUCCGUUCCCCGCAGCCGUAGGCUCCCAGAGGAGGUUCUGCAGGCCGAUCCUUCCCGCCUCGCAAUCUGCUCACACUCUGGAACGCCAACUGCAGUCCCACACCGGAAUGCUGGAGUCCUUCAAAGCGGACCUGUCAUACCUCCAGCAGAAUCCUCCAGAGGGCAGAAAGGGCAGAGGAAAGGAGAUGGAAGAGCAUCGAACAAGGGCCGAGUACCUGCAGCACGAGAUAUGUCGUUACGAGAGCUACAUAUGUGUGCUGCAGGCCUGGAAGGGCGUCCAAAAGAUGGGUGACGGCGGCGCUUUGAUCACCACCGCCCUCGGCAUGUUUGACAAUGCCAUGUGUGCAUCCCCUCUGGACGAGGACGAAGAUGGGGACAUAGGCCAUCUGACCAAAUCACACUCCAGCCCCUCCCUGGAAUUGGAGAUGGCACCACCGAGCACCAUCAAAGUCAAACGCAACAUUUCAGAAAGGUGGACUUACCGUAGGACCAUCACGCCUCGAUUGAAUAAAGACGCAUGACAGCAAUUUGGCAAUGUUUUACUCCUGGUACGAACUGAAAUGCUUGAUAGCAUCAAGCUAAUCCCAACCUCAAAUCUUAACCUUUUGUUUUUACCUCGUGCACUUUGACAGAAAAAAUUAUCUCAGGGAUUCCCAAAUUCUCUCAGGAUGUGGAAGAACCUGAUUUUUCAUUUGUGCAGUGACCAAAAAUAUGUGGACCUGAUAAGACACCUUUUUCUCUUGUAACUUUGUGCUGUGUAGUAGUAAGUUCAAAAAUGCCUACUUGGUUUGUGACCACUAGGGGGUGCUGGAGUACAGGACACCUUGAAGCCAACGAGGUAGUAAUUGCACUUUGUUUUAAAUCCUGUUAUUUUUUUUGCGUCAUUGUCCUUUUUUAUAAUAAAUGUCUUGUUCAUAUGAAGGGUAACUUUUUUACAUGUUUUAAAUGUGUCCAGUGCUGGAGCUCUUUGGGCUUGUAUUGUCUUAUUCAAUUUGUUAAAAAAAACAACAUUGUAAAUGUUAAUUUUGAUACUAAUCACGUCAAAUUUUCUGCUCAAAAAGGCUCCUUUUCCAAAAUGUGUCAAAGUAAUUCAAUGAAGGUCUGAUUUUUUAUUUUACUUCAAUGAGUAAUUUUUCACCAGUGAAUUAAAAUGCCUCUGUAAUAUAUACUGCAUUAUUUAAUCUUUGUGCAUUUUUCUUGUAACACAAACGAAUGCAUGUUGCGUUUUUGUUUGCUGCAUCUCUUGUUUUGAACUGUGCAAUUAUUUGAUCGGUGAGUAUAUUUGUAAUGUUGAUAAAAGUCAACAAUUAAUUAACCUGAACUUUGACCUUUUACUGUGUUUUCAGGGUGAAAUUCAGUGAACUUCACGCUUCCUGAAGACCCAGCUCAUAUCCCGUCUGGCCUGCCAUCACUCAUCUGGUUGCGGGUAUGUGACAUCAGCUUUCCCACAUUUUUCUC
Molecule: messenger RNA, 4149 nt
Organism: Doryrhamphus excisus (bluestripe pipefish)
Lineage: Eukaryota; Metazoa; Chordata; Actinopteri; Syngnathiformes; Syngnathidae
Source: RefSeq, a predicted model, not a curated record